GACUGGCUGAUGUUUGCUGAAUUAAACUUCUCGCUCGGAUUUAUACGUUUCGACGAGCCCGGCCCCGUCCACAAUCACACCUCCUCCGCCGCCGCCCGUCCCAUGGAUCGUCCUGAUCAACCGUCUGACGGCUUCUUGACCCAGAUCAAGGUCCAGGUCCAGGCCCAUCUCAAUGUGCAUGUCUGAUGUGCAUGUCUAAUGUCCAUGUCCGAUGUCUAUGGUGGUACCCACACUCACCCACACCCACACCCGCACCCACACCGAUACCCACACCCAUACCCAUACCCAUACCUCGACGAAACCACCGCGCACAUACAGCUACAGCUACAGCUAAGCUCCAGCUCCAUCAUCCAUCCAAUCGGGACUCCUGGCCUGCUGUGACCCGGCCACGGCCUUGCAGCCUCGCAGCUUCUCAUACAUGAUCCUCUACUCCUGCCAUCAGUAUCCUGAUCCUGCUAUUACUCUAAUCUUCCUGCUCUGUUGGCCCCACCUUACAGCACCUGCCCGUGACAGACCGAGUGUGGAAUAUUCUGUUCAGAGCCUCUGUCACCUCCUAUCUCGCACCAUGCCCGCUUAGACAUAUACGAUAGAUACUCUCUGUUGUUGAGGUCUCAGACAUGACCAGACUUGUGUGAAAAUGCCACGCAACAUGUACCCAGACGAUGUGGAAAAGAAAAACCGUGGAUUCCUGGGCUUCGACAGCUCUGCACUGCCCCAGAGGGACCUACAGGACCGUCAGCAGCUACGCUACGAGCUGGAUUUGAAUUCUUGGAACCUGAGGAUCUGGGGUGUUGCUGCCUCCGGCUUUCUCACCGACUCGUACAACCUAUUCGCGAGCAAUGUUAUCCUGACCUCAAUCACUUUCGUCUACUUUCCCGACAAAAGGUGGCCUGGCCUUGUCAUAAACCUCGUCACCCUCUUUGGCUCAGUCUGUGGCCAGAUGCUCUUCGGCUACCUGGCUGAUCGCUACGGACGAACGAGGCUGUACGGCAUCGAGCUUGUCCUUGUCAUUGUCUCAACCAUAGGAGUGGCCACGAGCAGCUAUGGCUAUGGCACCCUGUCGUUCCUAGCCCUGUUCACCUGGUGGCGUUUUGUUAUGGGUAUUGGAAUCGGCGCAGAAUAUCCCCUCAGUGCUGUCAUCACGUCAGAAUGGUCCAGCACCUCGUCCCGGGCCACCAUGAUCUCCUCCGUCUUCAUGAUGCAGCCAGUCGGCCAGGCACUGGCUCAGCUCGUCGGCCUUUGGGUGGUCAUAGGACAGAAUAAAAAAUACGAUAUCCAAGGCAUGCAGUGUGGAAUCAACGAUAAGUACGAGAAAGAGUGCAAGCAGGUCAUCGACGGGAUCUGGAGGAUCGUCAUCGGAUCUGGCUGCGUCCCGGCCGUCCUAGCCAUCAUCUUCAGGUUCUUCCUCUACGACUGCGGCCUCUAUAGCUUGGAGGUCAAGGCAAAGCCCGGGACUGCUUUUCGUGACACACAGAGAGUAUAUGGCGCACCCCCCGCUGCUGUGACUAUUGACAGUCCUUAUUCCCCUGGUGGCCACCAAGCACAGCCCUUUCAGUUCAUGCCGGUGCAAUUUUCCAAAGAGGAUUUAUACAACUAUUUCAUCACAGAUGGAAAUUGGUACUAUUUACUAGGAACCAGUGCAACAUGGUUCUUCUUGGAUGUCAGCUUUUACGGCUUUUCCCUAGACAAAGGCAGCACGCUCGCAGACCUCUGGGCAACAAGCUUCAAGCCCACCAUCACCCCUGACCUGUCUUGCUGGAACUCGACCCUUGACGGCGGGAACUCCACAAUACCCCUAUGGAACCAGAAUGGCAUACCAGCAUGGCAGACAGACUAUGCUCACCCGUGCUCGACAAUCUACGAUACACUGAUCGAACAGGCCAAACAGUACCUCGUCACCGUGUCUAUCGCGUCAAUCCUCGGCACUGCGUGCUACACCUUCGCGGCGAACCGCCUGCACCGCAGGCGCUUUCUGACUACGUCAUUCUUACUUCUAAUGGCCCUUUUUCUAAUUACUGGAGGCGUUUACUAUGGCGUAGCUCACACAUCGUCGGCCCCAGCGACAGUCCUCGGUGUCGCGAUCUGCCACUUCUUUUUCAAUUUCGGCGCAAACACCCUAACAUUUAUUAUACCCGCCGAGAUCUUCCCGACCACAUACAGGUGCACCUGUCACGGCAUCUCCGCGGCGGCGGGCAAGAUCGGCAGCAUGGUGGCCGUGCUGGUCGUCUACGGUAUCAACGCGGGCUACAAGUCCAACACGCGGCAGGGGCUCAUCUUCCUGCUCUUCUCCCUCUUCAUGGCCCUGGGCGCCGUCUGCUCCUGGGCCUACCUCCCGGACAUCCAGCGGCGCGUUCUGGACAGCGAGACAGGGAAGCCCCUCGGCCUCGCCAACAAGAACCUCGAGGUCCUGGGCGAGGGCCGCGAACGCGCCAGGAGGGACGGCGAGGUCGUCACCAUCCGGGAGAAGCUGCGCGAGCUCAGGAGGCGGAGGAAGGGCGCGGGGUUCUCGCUGGGCUCCACCCCAGCGGAGCAGGAGGCUCGGGGACAGGAUAUCGGGAUGAGAUAG
Messenger RNA from Diaporthe batatas, 2566 nucleotides. RefSeq lists its product as uncharacterized. Gene Ontology annotation, molecular function: transmembrane transporter activity. The record is from RefSeq and is a predicted model, not a curated record. The transcript is spliced from 7 exons. Bases 638 to 2566 code for a protein of 642 amino acids. Lineage: Eukaryota; Fungi; Ascomycota; Sordariomycetes; Diaporthales; Diaporthaceae. Gene Ontology annotation, biological process: transmembrane transport. Gene Ontology annotation, cellular component: membrane.